CUGUAUUACUACGGUCAGUCGCACGCCGGUUGAGUACGAGUGGCAGCGGUUUGGAAGUUGAGUGUAUGAAUCUUACGGUGGUUUUAUCGUGGUUUAUUGACGUGUAUGUUUUAUUUAUAAGUGAAGCAGUGAGACGGAUUUUUCAAGAAUACUUUCCAGAAAGCCCUUUACAAAGGGUUAAAUAAAAGAGAGCUGUUGGUCUGAUCUAAACAAUGACGACCGACAUCUCAGUGGUGCGUACGGGAUGGGACCCGACGCUUCAACAGGAGAUUGUCGACGAGUACGAAUACGAUGGAGGAAACUCAAGCUCAAGAUUAUUCGAACGAUCACGAAUUAAAGCAUUAGCUGGUGAACGUGAGUCUGUGCAAAAGAAAACCUUUCAAAAAUGGGUGAAUUCACACCUUGUUCGCUGUUCCAGUCGAAUUGGAGAUCUGUAUGUCGACCUCCGAGACGGCAAAAUGUUGAUAAAACUCUUGGAAAUAUUGUCAGGUGAACGAUUGCCUCGACCGACAAAAGGCAAAAUGCGAAUUCACUGUCUAGAAAAUGUAGACAAAGCUCUGCAAUUCCUUCGCGAGCAGCGAGUACAUUUAGAGAACAUGGGAUCUCAUGACAUCGUUGAUGGUAAUCCUCGUCUCACUCUUGGUCUUAUUUGGACUAUUAUUCUUCGCUUUCAAAUUCAAGACAUUACGAUUGAAGAAACAGAUAAUCAAGAGACUAAGUCAGCUAAAGAUGCGUUAUUGCUUUGGUGCCAGAUGAAAACGGCUGGUUACCACAAUGUCAAUGUAAGAAAUUUCACUACAUCUUGGCGAGAUGGGUUAGCUUUCAAUGCUAUCAUUCAUAAACAUCGACCUGACCUUAUUCAAUUUGAAAGAUUAUCAAAAUCGAAUGCUAUUUAUAACCUUAACAAUGCCUUCAAUGUAGCUGAAGAUAAAUUAGGACUAACAAAACUUCUUGAUGCUGAAGAUAUUUUUGUCGAUCAUCCUGAUGAAAAAUCAAUUAUCACGUAUGUUGUAACUUAUUAUCAUUACUUCUCAAAGAUGAAGCAGGAAACAGUUCAUGGAAAACGAAUUGGUAAGGUUGUUGGAAUUGCUAUGGAAAAUGAUAGAAUGAUUCAUGAAUAUGAAAGUUUGACGAGUGAUCUUCUACGUUGGAUCGAAAGUACAAUUGAAUCUCUUGGUGAUCGACGAUUUGCUAACUCACUCGUCGGAGUACAGUCUCAGUUAUCACAAUUUUCAAAUUAUCGAACAAUCGAAAAACCACCGAAGUUUGUAGAAAAAGGAAAUUUAGAAGUACUAUUAUUCACACUUCAGUCUAAAAUGCGGGCAAAUAAUCAAAAGCCCUACACACCGAAGGAAGGAAAAAUGAUUUCGGAUAUCAAUAAAGCUUGGGAACGACUAGAAAAAGCCGAACAUGAGCGUGAACUUGCUCUACGAGAGGAACUAAUUCGUCAAGAGAAAUUAGAACAACUUGCUGCGAGAUUCAAUAGAAAAGCUAGUAUGAGAGAAACUUGGUUGUCAGAAAAUCAAAGACUUGUUUCACAAGAUAACUUUGGUUUUGAUUUGGCAGCUGUUGAAGCUGCUGCUAAGAAACAUGAAGCUAUUGAAACAGAUAUUUUUGCAUACGAAGAACGUGUACAAGCUGUUAUGGCAGUAUCUCAAGAGCUUGAAGCAGAAAAUUAUCAUGACAUUUUGAAAAUCAGUGAACGUAAAGUUAAUGUUCUCCGUUUAUGGAAUUAUUUAUUAGAACUUUUACGUGCUAGACGUAUGAGAUUAGAAUUAUCAUUGCAGCUUCAACAAAACUUCCAAGAAAUGCUUUAUAUUCUUGAUAGCAUGGAAGAACUAAAACAAAGACUAUUAACAGAUGACUAUGGUAAACAUUUAAUGGGUGUAGAAGAUCUUUUACAGAAACAUUCAUUAGUAGAAGCUGAUAUUAACGUUCUUGGUGAACGAGUAAAGGCUGUAGUUCAACAAAGUCAAAGAUUUUUGGAACAAGGUGAAGGUUACCGUCCUUGUGAUCCUACAAUUAUUGUUGAACGUGUUCAACAACUUGAAGAUGCCUAUGCUGAGUUAGUUAAUUUAGCAGUUGAACGACGAGCCAGAUUGGAAGAUUCCAGAAAACUCUGGCAAUUCUAUUGGGAUAUGACUGAUGAAGAAAAUUGGAUUAAAGAAAAAGAGCAAAUUGUAUCCACUGGUGACAUAGGUCAUGACCUUACUACUAUAAAUCUUCUUCUAUCCAAACACAAAGCACUUGAAAAUGAAAUCCAAUCUCAUGAACCUCAACUCAUGUCAGUUGCUGCAGUUGGCGAUGAAUUAGUCCGUCAGCAACACUUUGGAUCUGAUAGAAUUCAAGAAAGACUCCAAGAAAUUUUAGCAAUGUGGAAUCAUUUGUUAGAUUUAUCAGCAUUUAGACGUAAACGCUUGGAAGAAGCUGUAGAUUAUCAUCAACUUUUCGCUGAUGCUGAUGAUGUUGACAUUUGGAUGUUAGAUACGCUGAGAUUAGUGUCAUCAGAAGAUGUUGGUAGAGAUGAAGCAAAUGUUCAAUCCUUGUUAAAGAAACACAAAGAUGUUACUGAUGAAUUGAAGAAUUACGCUACAACAAUUGAACAAUUACAUCAACAAGUCAGUGGUCUGGGUGAACAAGAUGCUAAGUCUCCUGAAGUAGUUGAGAGACUUGCAUCAAUUGAUUCUCGUUAUAAAGAACUCUUAGAGUUGGCCAAACUCAGAAAGCAACGAUUGUUAGAUGCUUUGUCGCUUUACAAACUCUUCAGUGAGUCUGAUGGAGUAGAACAAUGGAUUGGAGAAAAGAAUCGUAUGUUGGAUACUAUGGUACCAGCUAAAGAUAUUGAAGAUGUAGAAAUUAUGAAACAUCGUUAUGAUGGAUUUGAAAAGGAAAUGAAUGCCAAUGCAUCACGUGUAGCUGUUGUUAAUCAACUUGCUCGGCAGCUUUUGCAUGUAGAACAUCCUAAUUCUGAAGAAAUAGUCUCUCGACAGAAUGAACUCAACCAAAAAUGGGCUGAAUUACGUGAAAAAGCAGAAAAUAAACGAGAAGCUUUGAACUCAGCUCAUGGUGUACAGACAUUCCACAUUGAAUGUCGCGAGACUGUAUCAUGGAUCGAAGAUAAAAAGAGAAUCUUACAACAAACAGAUGAUUUGGAGAUGGAUCUUACUGGUGUUAUGACUCUCCAAAGAAGAUUAAGUGGUAUGGAACGCGAUCUUGCUGCCAUUCAAGCUAAACUUGAUGCUUUAGAGAAAGAGGCAGCUUCCAUUGAACAAGAGCAUCCUGAAGAGGCAGAACUUAUUCGUGAGAGAAUUACACAGAUUCAUACAAUUUGGGAGCAAUUAACACAAAUGUUGAAAGAACGAGAUGCUAAAUUAGAAGAAGCUGGUGAUCUUCAUAGAUUCCUUCGUGAUCUUGAUCAUUUCCAGGCUUGGUUAACUAAAACCCAAACUGAUGUUGCUAGUGAAGAUACUCCAACAAGUUUGGCCGAUGCUGAAAAACUUUUGACACAACAUCAGAACAUCAAAGAAGAAAUUGAUAAUUAUAUUGAUGAUUACACAAAGAUGAUGGAAUAUGGUGAAAGAUUAACUAGUGAAGCCGGCAAUGGAGAUACCCAAUACAUGUUCCUCAGAGAAAGAUUGAAUGCUCUGAAAAUGGGAUGGGAGGAAUUACACCAGAUGUGGGCUAACAGACAGAACUUAUUAUCAAAUUCAUUGAAUCUUCAAGUGUUUGAUCGUGAUGCUAGGCAGGCAGAGGUAUUACUUUCUCAACAAGAACAUAUUCUGGCUAAGGAAGAAACACCGUUGAACUUUGAACAUGCAGAAAAUAUGAUCAAACGUCAUGAAGCAUUCAUGACCACUAUGGACGCCAAUGAUGAAAAAAUUAACUCAGUUGUGCAAUAUGCUGCUAGAUUGGUUGAUGAAGGCCACUUUGCUUCUGAUAAAGUCAAAAAGAAGGCAGAAAGCAUUAACGAACGACGCAACAUCAAUCGUGAGAAGGCUAAUCAGUUGAUGGAAAAACUUAAAGAUCAGUUACAGCUUCAAAUGUUCUUACAAGAUUGCGAAGAACUUGGAGAAUGGGUUCAAGAGAAACAUAUUACUGCACAAGACGAGACUUAUAGGAGUGCUAAAACCGUUCAUAGUAAGUGGAUGAGGCAUGAAGCAUUCGAAGCUGAAAUAGCUAGUAAUAAAGAUCGUUUAGAGAGACUUCAACGUGCUGCUCAAGAGCUCAUUGAUCAAAAGCCUGAAUUAAAAGAAAUAAUAACACCUAAAGUAUCAGAAUUGGCUAAUCAAUUUGAAGAAUUAGAGACCACAACACAAGAGAAAGGUAAGAGACUCUUUGAUGCUAAUCGUGAAGUUCUCAUUCAACAGACAUGCGAUGAUAUUGAUUCUUGGAUGAAUGAACUUGAGAAGCAAAUCGAAAGUACAGAUACCGGGUCAGAUCUUGCGUCUGUUAAUAUUCUUAUGCAGAAACAACAAAUGAUCGAGACUCAAAUGGCAGUAAAAGCUCGUCAGGUAGGGGAACUUGAUAAACAGGCUGAACAUCUUCAACAAACUGUUCCUGAUGAUAAAAUGGAGGAAAUCAAAGUUAAAAAAGAAAAAGUUGCACAACGAUUUGCACAACUCAAGGAGCCUCUAAUUGAUCGCCAACGUCAAUUGGAGAAAAAGAAGGAGGCCUUCCAGUUCCGUCGUGAUGUAGAAGAUGAAAAACUUUGGAUUGCUGAAAAAAUGCCACAGGCAACCAGCACUGAAUAUGGAAAUUCUCUCUUUAAUGUUCAUAUGUUAAAGAAGAAGAAUCAAUCUCUUAAAACCGAAAUUGAAAAUCACGAACCAAGAAUUAAUGCUGUUUGUAGUAAUGGAGAAAAACUUAUCAAUGAAGGCCAUGAAGCUACUCCAGAAUUUCAGCGACUUAUUUCUGAACUCAAUGAAAAAUGGGGUGAGCUCAGAGAAGCUGUUAAUGAUAGAAAUAAUCAUCUCCUUCAAAAUGAAAAGGCUCAACAAUAUUUCUUCGAUUCAACAGAAGCAGAAUCGUGGAUGAGCGAACAAGAACUUUACAUGAUGGUGGAAGAUCGUGGUAAAGAUGAAAUUUCAGCACAAAACUUGAUGAAGAAACAUGAAUCAUUAGAACAUGCUGUUGAAGAUUAUGCCGAGACUAUUCGCCAAUUAGGAGAAACUGCAAGACAAUUAAUAAAUAGUCAACAUCCUCUUGCAGAUCAAAUCGCCGUAAAACAAUCGCAAGUAGAUAAACUCUAUGCUGGCCUUAAAGAUCUUGCUGGUGAAAGACGAGCCAAAUUAGAUGAAGCAUUGCAGCUAUUUAUGUUGAAUCGAGAAGUCGAUGAUUUAGAACAGUGGAUUGCAGAACGAGAAUUAGUUGCUGGCAGUCAAGAGCUUGGACAAGAUUAUGAUCACGUUACACUUCUCUGGGAGAGAUUUAAGGAAUUUGCAAGAGAUACAGAAGCAAUUGGAUCCGAAAGAGUUGCAGCUGUUAAUGAAAUCGCAGAUUCUCUUAUUGCAACUGGACAUUCUGAUGCAGCUACAAUUGCAGAAUGGAAAGAUGGACUCAAUGAGGUUUGGCAAGAUCUCCUUGAAUUGAUUGAAACACGUACGCAAAUGUUGGCUGCUAGCCGUGAACUUCAUAAGUUCUUCCACGAUUGUAAAGAUGUUCUUGGAAGAAUCCUUGAAAAACAAAAUGCUAUGUCAGAUGAACUUGGACGUGAUGCUGGUUCAGUUUCUGCACUUCAACGUAAACAUGCUAAUUUUAUUCAAGAUUUGUCGACUCUUCAAAAUCAAGUUACUCAAAUUCAAGAAGAAUCCGCUAAAUUACAAGCUAGCUAUGCUGGAGACAAAGCUAGUGAAAUAACUAAUCGUGAAGCGGAAGUCGUUGCUGCUUGGAAUAAUCUACAAGCUCUUUGUGAAGGUAGAAAGGCCAAACUUGAAGAUACGGGUGACUUGUUUAGAUUCUUUAACAUGGUAAGAAAUCUAAUGAUUUGGAUGGAUGAUGUCGUGAGACAAAUGAACACUUCAGAAAAACCAAGAGAUGUAUCUGGUGUUGAAUUAUUAAUGAAUAAUCAUCAGAGCUUAAAGGCAGAAAUUGACACAAGAGAAGAUAAUUUAUUGGCUUGUAUAAAUCUUGGCAAAAAUUUACUUGCGAGGAAUCAUUAUGCAAGUGCACAAAUUAAGGAAAAACUUUCAGCAUUAACAGAUCAUAGAAAUGCUCUUCUACAUCGAUGGGAAGAACGUUGGGAGAAUUUACAACUUAUUUUAGAAGUAUAUCAAUUUGCAAGAGAUGCAGCAGUUGCUGAAGCUUGGUUGAUUGCACAAGAACCUUAUCUUAUGAGUCAAGAACUUGGACACACUAUCGAUGAAGUUGAAAAUCUAAUUAAAAAACAUGAAGCUUUUGAAAAAUCAGCGGCUGCUCAGGAUGAGAGGUUUAGUGCCUUGGAACGUUUAACGACGUUUGAGUUGAAAGAAUUAAAGAGAAGAGAACAAGAACGAGAAGAAGAAGAAAGACGUAAAAAAGAGGAAGCAGCGGCAGCAGAAGCAGCACGACUGGCUAAGACAACUCCUGUGACUAGCCCUGAUGAGCCAACAAGUGAAAGAACACAAGCUGACGGUGUAACGAGUGGUGAUCGGGCAGGUGACGAUGAUCACGUGGCACCGCGCAAGGCUUCUUCUACACGAACACCGCAAUCCCAAGAAAAACCCAAGGAAGUGCAUGCUCAAAGGUCUCAACAACUUUCUCCUUCUGGAGAUGUGGCACGCCCUGUUACAUCAUCUACUUCCAAAUCUCAAGUAUCUGUCCCAUCAACUUCAUCAACUCUGAAAGGAGGAAACGUCUCAGAGCCUGGUACGUUGAGACGUAAGGAACGAAGUCGCAGCAAAUCACCAUUCAGAAGUUUCCGUUGGAAAAAAUCUUCCAAGUCACCCAGCUUAGACCGUAGUGGUGUGAGUGAUGAUGAGCAUAGUUUUCACGAACAAAGAAGUCCAAGCGAUGAUGAAUUUGAAGGAACGUUGGUGCGAAAGCACGAAUGGGAGAGCACGACGAAGAAAGCAUCAAACAGAUCAUGGGACAAAGUUUAUAUGGUAAUCCGUGGACAAAGCUUUGUUGCAUACAAAGAUCAAAAGUCUUAUAAAGCAGCUCCAGACCAACUCUAUAAAGGUGAAGCACCUCUUGAUCUUCGUGGAGCUACUAUUGCUGUAGCAAUUGAUUAUACAAAGAAGAAACAUGUCUUCCGAGUAAAAACGCAAAGUGGAGCAGAUUUCUUGUUCCAAGCCAAAGACGAUGCUGAGAUGAAUGAAUGGGUUACAGUAUUGAAUCAAGCAGCCCAAGGCACUUCAGGUGCAAGCACAUCAAGAGCACACACUCUACCGGCACCGACUCAAGCCGAGACGAAACGACGCAGCUUUUUCACUCUCAAAAAAAAUUAAUCUAGAGACGUGAAACCAGAUAAAUUCAAAAGAACUUGAGUAUUAUGAUAUACAAUAGCAAAAUGGAAUGAUAUAGUGAAGCUAUUUCGUCGCUCUACUCUGUUAAAGCAACGUUAAUAACAAAUGAAAAGACCAGACUAUACUACAUAGUUGGAAGUGAUUUAACCAGAUUAAUUAAAGAGACACUUUUGGAUAGAAAAAAUUCAAUAGUAAAAUCUCGUGCAGCGAUAAAUAAGCAAAUUUGACGUUUUGAUAAGUUUUAGACAUUUUGCGAAGCUAAUUAUAGCAGAUAUGACAAAAUAACAUUCAAUUCCCAGGUUAACGUAACUAAUAUUUUCUUCAUUUUUUAAUUAUUUUCGCAAGGGUCGAUUAUAUAUUUUUGUUCGUAAAUAAUGAUAAUAGUGGCAAUUAUUCGAACAAAUGGAUAGCUUGCACAUAGUGCGCAAAAAUCAUGAAUUAUAUAUAUUAUUUUAUGUAAACAGAAUUUUUUUUUAAGUAAAAUAUUAAUUUAAAAUUUAUGAAUAGUAAUGCAGAACGCACAAUGUCUAUCACAGAGCCACUGUAAUGUCAACAGAAUCAAUUUGAAAAACAAUGGAAUAUCUUAAUUGUAAUUAUUAAUUAUUUUCUUUUAUAUAUUUUCUCUUUUACUAUCUUUUCAACAUGUAAACUAUUACAGUUUGCAUUUUAAUGACUGCCAUUUUUUUAAGAACUGUCACCUGGGAAAUAUUAUUAUAUUAAAAGAGAUAAAUAGCUUUUAACGAAUGUUAUUAUAUGCAAAAGAUAAAAAUUAAUAUUAAAAAAACAAUAACGAGAUAAAAAAAAUUAUUGUAAUAACGAAAGAGAGUUUCCUUCUAUACGAACAUUAAAUAUAAAUGACAAAUUAUAUUUAAAAAAAAAAUAUAAAUGCGAGUUAGUUUUCUCGACUUCUACAAAUGUUUCGUAUUUGUCUUCGAUUAAAAUCAACGCAAAAUAAAUAACAAUAAUGAUUCACGUGAGCUUCGAUGCAUGCGUAUCGGACACUGCAAUUUCGUAUAUAAAAUGGCUUGAUUAUAAUAAAGUUUUUAAUUGUUAUUAUUAUUAUUAUUAUGAUUAUUAUUUUAUAUAGUAUUUAUCAGAUGAUGCGUACUGUUUUAAAUUUUUUAGAAUGUAAUAUGAUAAAAAAGACAAAUAUUGUUGGUCUAAAACGACAAUUUUUUGUCAUUUUACUCUUAUUUCUGUUGCUUAUUUUUUACGCAUUCCUGCUAACAUAAUUCCUUCUAUUGAAUAAAUAAGACUUGAUCA
Molecule: messenger RNA, 8705 nt
Organism: Chelonus insularis
Lineage: Eukaryota; Metazoa; Arthropoda; Insecta; Hymenoptera; Braconidae
Gene: beta-Spec
Product: spectrin beta chain
Exons: 12
Coding region: 213-7424 (2403 amino acids)
Biological process (GO): neuron development; actin cytoskeleton organization
Cellular component (GO): spectrin; plasma membrane; cortical actin cytoskeleton
Molecular function (GO): actin filament binding; phospholipid binding; structural constituent of cytoskeleton
Source: RefSeq, a predicted model, not a curated record